Messenger RNA from Ooceraea biroi (clonal raider ant), 1202 nucleotides. It is a transcript of the gene GXIVsPLA2, whose product is annotated as phospholipase A2 group XII. Lineage: Eukaryota; Metazoa; Arthropoda; Insecta; Hymenoptera; Formicidae. Gene Ontology annotation, biological process: arachidonate secretion; lipid catabolic process; phospholipid metabolic process. Gene Ontology annotation, cellular component: extracellular region. The record is from RefSeq and is a predicted model, not a curated record. Gene Ontology annotation, molecular function: A2-type glycerophospholipase activity; calcium ion binding.
AAAAAACAGAAUCGUCCAUUCGAGCCGCGCUCUUGCAAAUUUCUCGUCUUUCCCUCGAUCCUUCCGGCACGUUCUAAAUAAAUAUCUACUUGGUUUUCAAACGGAAGGGCAAAGAAAAGAAAACUGAAAUUCGUUUUAAGGUACUAACUUAUCACGGGACAGCGCAGGUUAAAGGGACAACUCAGCCCUCACUGUAGGCCACGUCAUUUACCGAUCCGAGCACCGCGCGUAUCAUACACCUAUGAUGACAAGUACAACGGUGAGCUGACGCGUGUACACCUAAAAAUACCCUCAGUGCCACGGAAGCCCGCAGGCCGUGCUGCUUCCGCACUCUUCAAACCGGAUCACCGAGCGCAGCGCGAGGUAUGGAUCUGUCUCGUUAUCGUAAGAUUCUGAUCUACGCGUUGACGUUCCUGGCGUACGCCUGGUCCGGCUACGGCGCCGGGCUGCUGUCAAAUCUGCGGGACGCCGUGCUGGCGGCGGAAUCAGUCUUCCAGGAUCUCUUCGCCAACGCCAUAACCGUCGCGUGGAAGAUCAAGGACAUACACGAGGUGUUCGACGCCGCUGUGGAGGAGAACUGCGUCUUCCGGUGCCCGGACGGAUCCGCGCCGAAGCCAGAUCGGAAUCACAAGCCGCAGAGUAACGGAUGCGGUUCUCUUGGAAUCGAGAUCAAUCAAGAGUAUCUUCCAUUGGCCGAGAUGACAAAGUGCUGCGACCUUCACGAUAUCUGCUACGACACGUGCAACACCGACAAGGAAAAGUGUGACCUGGAGUUUAAAAGAUGCUUGUACAAAUAUUGCGAGACGUAUCAGACGACCGGCCUCACGGUCGUUAACACGUGUAAAGCUGCGGCGAAAGUGCUUUUUACCGGAACAACCGCGCUGGGCUGCAAGAGUUUCCUUGACGCUCAGAAGAACGCCUGCUACUGUCCCAAUAAAUCGAGCAAAAAGAAACCGAAGAAAGCUGCGCAGGCCGGCGGAGAAUUAUGAUAUAAUGUAGGAUUAAAAUUAUGUGAUAUAUUUCUAAACUAAGGCGUGAAUAAAAUAUUAGAAAUUUUGUAUUUGCACUGGCUUCUUAGUAAACAUAAUUUUGUAAGAUUCGAGUUUCUAUCGUGCUAUCCUUCAUACACACAUGUACAAACUUGUCAGUAAUUUGUAAAAUUAAAAUCACGAGUAAUAUAUAUAAUAUAUAAUUCUAUUUUA